This is a messenger RNA of Hyla sarda, 768 nucleotides long. RefSeq lists its product as uncharacterized. NCBI's taxonomy places the organism in Eukaryota, Metazoa, Chordata, Amphibia, Anura, Hylidae. Bases 43 to 768 code for a protein of 241 amino acids. The transcript has 3 exons. The record is from RefSeq and is a predicted model, not a curated record.
AAAUCUGUGUUAUUCAACAAGACAGUGGGCACCCAGGAGAAGAUGGCCGCCUGGAGUCGGGUGAGGGAGAAAGUGUCCCAAGUUGGAAGUGGCACAGCGGACAGGACAGUUCUUAGCAUCAGGCAUCGGUACUAUGACUGCAGGGCAUCAGUAGUCAAAAAAAUAAAAAAAAAGCAGCAGCAGAGGAGGAACAUCAACUUCAAGAACUGGGAGUUGGAGUUAAAGAAGCACCUCCUGCCAGAGGCUCAGACAUCCGAGGCAGAGAGAUCUGAUCAACAAGGCCAGGCUUCAUUAAGGAGUCACCGUGACAGUUCCCCAUCAUCACCUGUCCUGUCACAAUCGGAGAGCCGGAGGGACGUUGAGGCAGAUGAUAAUGUGCCAGUACCUGAGGAGGACAUGGGCCAACCCCUGAGCUCAGCUGCCUGUUCACCAGCUAUCCCCAGUCCACCCAGUCCACUAUCUCCAACCCCAGUACCUGCAUCUGUACCAAUGGACACGUACCUUAGGGUACUCCAAGAAAGGGACAGGUUGUCCAGGGAGACGAGGCACCUUGCACGGGAGAUGCGACGCUUGAAUAGGACCAUGCACCGACUUCACCGUCGGCAGGCCGACGACUUCCAAAUGAUGUUGGCUCGGGUCAGCCAGCAACACCUUCAGGCCACAGCACAGCUAAGGAUGGACCUCCUGACGGCAAUAUCAAGAAUCAGCCAAUCACCUCCAUUGGCUGACACCAGCAGCAGCAACAACUGGGCACCUUCACAAACCUAA